Messenger RNA from Aureococcus anophagefferens, 1662 nucleotides. RefSeq lists its product as hypothetical. Gene Ontology annotation, molecular function: nickel cation binding. Bases 1 to 1662 code for a protein of 553 amino acids. NCBI's taxonomy places the organism in Eukaryota, Pelagophyceae, Pelagomonadales, Pelagomonadaceae. The transcript has a single exon. The record is from RefSeq and is a predicted model, not a curated record.
AUGGGCUCGAUGGACGAGAAUGCACCACUUGCCGAGGCAGCCCCCGUGGGCGUCGCGAAGAUCGUGUGCACGCUCCUGGAGGGCCGGAGCGUCCUGUCCACGGUCGCGCACCGGCAGCCCGUGCGCGUCCAGCCCCUGCCGUCGGCGCUCUCCGCCGCCGCCGGCGCGGCCUGCGCCGUGCUCUCGUCCCUCGGCGGCGGCCUGCUCGGCGGCGACGUCGUGGAAGUCGACGUGGACGUCGGCGCCGGCGCGACGCUCUGGUUCGGGUCCCAGUCGUCGAACAAGAUCUACCGCAAGAAGCGGCGGCGCGGCCCGACGCGCGUCGACGCCCGAUACAGAGUCGCCGGCGGCGGCCUGCUCGUCGUCGCGCCGGACCCGACGGUGCCCUACGCGCGGUCGCGGUACCGAGGGACGACGCGGCUGGCGCUGGACGAGGACGCGCGCGCCGUCGUCGUCGAGUGGCUCGGGAGCGGCCGCGCGGCCGCGGGCGAGCGGUGGGCGUUCGACGAGUUCGCCGCCGAGGUCGCGGUGUUCCGCGGCGAGGAGUGCAUCUGCGUCGACGCCGUGUCCCUCGGCGGCGGCGACGACGGCGGCGCGGACGUCGGGGGCGUGCCGCGGGACCACGUCGCGACGCUCUACUGCCGCGGAUGCCCGGACGUCGCCGCGCGCGUCGCGGCGACGUCGCUCGCGCUCACCGUCGCCCGCGGCGCCCGCGCGCGCCGGGGCGGCGCCGAGGACGACGCGGCGAAUCGCGUCGUCGCGUCGCUCGGCGGCGACGCGCUCCUGGGGUCGUCGGACGCGGGCGGCGGCGUCGUCGUCGCGCGCGUCGCGGCCGCCCGGGCCGAGGACGUCUACCGCAUCCUCGCGGCCGUGCUCGCGCCCCUGGAGGCCGACCUCGGCUUCCGGCCCUACGCGGACCGCGUCGCGGCGACGAAGAGCCGCGGCGGCGUCGACGACGCGGCGCAUCCGCCGCCGCCGCCGCCGCCGCCGCCGCCCGAGGAGUCGGCCCCGGUGCCCGAAGCGACGGCGUCGACGACGCGCCUCGCGUUCCAGCUCGCCGACGCGACGCUGCCGACGGGCGGCUUCGCGCACAGCGGCGGCCUCGAAGCCGCGUUCCAGCUCGGCGUCGUCCGCAAGGGCGACGACGCGGCCGUCGCGGCGUUCGCGCUCGCCGUCCGGUCGACGACCGCGACGCUCCACGCGCCCUUCCUCGCGGCGGCGCACGCCGCGGGGGGGGACGGCGCCGCCCUCGACGCGCUCAGCGCGCGCCUCGACGCGCUCCUCCGGUCCAACGCGCCCGCGCGCGACGCGAGCCGCCGCCUCGGCACGGCGCUCCGGCGCCUGAGCGCCGAGCUCGUCGGCCUGUCCGGGCCGCCGCGCCACGCGGCCGUCGCCUUCGGCGCGCUCGCGGCCGCCGCGGGCGUGGAGGUCGGAGUAGCGCUUCUGGCCUUCGAGCACGCGCAGGUCCGCGACGUCUUCUCCGCGGCCGUGCGCCUCGGCCUCGUCGGCCCGCUCAAAGCCGCGAAGCUCCAGUUCGACGUCGCGAAGCGGCCGCCGGCGCGGCGCCGCCCGGCCGUCGCGGACGCCGCGAACGCCGCGCCGAUGCUCGACGCGAUCCACUGCUGCCACGCGCAGCUCGACAUGCGCCUGUUCCAGACCUAA